This is a messenger RNA of Lolium rigidum, 1515 nucleotides long. RefSeq names its product high-affinity nitrate transporter 2.1-like. Gene Ontology annotation, biological process: cellular response to nitrate; nitrate transmembrane transport. The record is from RefSeq and is a predicted model, not a curated record. Lineage: Eukaryota; Viridiplantae; Streptophyta; Magnoliopsida; Poales; Poaceae. The coding region runs from base 1 to 1515 and encodes 504 amino acids. The transcript is spliced from 4 exons. Gene Ontology annotation, cellular component: plant-type vacuole membrane; plasma membrane. Gene Ontology annotation, molecular function: nitrate transmembrane transporter activity.
AUGGUGGCUGUUGGAUCGCUGCAAGAGUUGCAAGUAUGGUCCUCGGCGGAAAAACAGCAUAUCAACCCACAGGCUGAUAUAAAACGUGGGAGGUUGUUACAGCUCAAGAAACAAGAGGAAAAUAUGGCCGCGGCGAGCAGGUUCAAGCUUAAGGUGGACAAUGAGAACAAGGCGAAGUCCUUCAGGCUCUUCUCCUUCGCCAACCCGUACAUGCGAGCCUUCCACUUCCCGUGGAUCUCUUUCAUCUGCUUUGUAUCCACCUUUGCCGCAGCGCCAUUGGUGCCUAUCGUAGGUGACAACCUCAGCCUCGUCAAGACCGACUUUGAAAAUGGUGCAUUUGCGUCCUUGUCAGGCUCCAUCUUCUCCAAACUCGCUAUGGAAGUCAUAUUUGACCUCGUCGGCCCACGCUACGGUUGUGCUUUCCUCGUCAUGCUCACCGCACCCAUCGUGUCAUGCAUGUCACCCAUCGACAAUGCAGCAGGGUAUAUCACUGUCCGCUUCCUAACCGGAUUCUCCCUCGCCACGUUUGUGUCGUGCCAGAAUUUGAUAAGGACCAUGUUCAACAUGAACAUGAUCUUCGCCAUCAACGGAUGUUUUGCGGGGCGGGGGAACAUGGGUGGAGGUGCCACGCAACUCUUCAUGCCUCUCUUUAUCCACCCCAUCAAGAUUUGUGGAGCCACAACCUUUGUUGCAUGGCGCAUCACCUACUUUAUGCCUGGGAUGAUGCACAUCGUGAUGGGUAUCCUCGUGCUCAUAUUGAGGCAAGAUCUCCUCGACGACAACUUCUUCAGACUCCGUAAUGAUAUAGACACGAAGAAAUAUAGCAUUUCCAAGGUCUUAUUGGACGCUGCCACCAACUACCGAACAUGGGUGUUUGUCCUCCUCUAUGCCUACUGCAUGGGCGUCGAGCUCAAUGCCAACAAUAUCAUCGCCGAGUACUACUUCGACCAUUUUCACCUAGACCUCAGCACCGCCUGCACAAUCGCCGCCUCCUUUAUUAUGGCAAACAUCAUCGCUCAACCCAUGGUGGGCUACCUCUCCGACCUUGGUUCCAACUACUUUGGUAUGCGUGCACGGCUCUGGAACAUCUGGAUCCUGCAGACCGCCGGUAGCGCGUUCUGCCUCUGGCUCGGUCGUGCCUCCGCUCUUCCAUCAUCUAUCACUAGCAUGGUCCUUUUCUCCAAUUGUGCCCAGGCUGCUGCAUUUGUCGUCAUCUUUGGCCUCGCCCCCUUCGUCUUCUGGCGGUCUCUCGGCAUCAUCUCCGGAAUGACCGACGAUGGUGACAAUUUUGUCCCGGGGCUCAUGCAACUGCUCUCCCUCAAGUUGCCGUGCAUUUUGACUAUCGCCAAACAGUCCGUCUCCAAGAUCAAGGGUUGGUUACACCACUGCAUCGCCAAGGAUAAACCCUCCCUUAGAGUGCUUAGUUCAGCUUCAAGUGCAUCUAUACAGUUAGGAGCAUCCAUUCGUCAGCUCUCAAUUCCAGAAGUGAAAACAAUGUAUGUGUGCGGCCUCUAG